Molecule: messenger RNA, 7833 nt
Organism: Thunnus maccoyii (southern bluefin tuna)
Lineage: Eukaryota; Metazoa; Chordata; Actinopteri; Scombriformes; Scombridae
Product: diacylglycerol kinase theta
Exons: 23
Coding region: 914-3679 (921 amino acids)
Biological process (GO): intracellular signal transduction; diacylglycerol metabolic process; lipid phosphorylation
Molecular function (GO): ATP-dependent diacylglycerol kinase activity
Source: RefSeq, a predicted model, not a curated record
GACUGACGCGGAAGAAGAAUCAGCCUCGGAGAAGGAAGAAGAAACCCAAAAUGAGGGCAGCCCCUCCGGCUCACUUCACACUUGUUGAUUAGCGUUUAUCUUCAGCCCUGCGGCGGGUUUGGACGCUUUCCCAGCCGGGCUCUCGUGUGUUUAACCCGCGUCUGGAGCUGCUAGUUUUAGGCUUCACGGCUGUGAUUGUUACUGAAGCCUUUGACUCAAAAUAACAUCACCGACAGGCUCAGCAUCCAGCUUCACUGGAUCAACAUUUCAUCUUUUAUUCAUCCAGCUUCCCAUGCAGGAAGCUCCGGGAAUCACGCCGAGCACGGCGCCCUCUCCGCCGCGCAGCGCCGCUGGGUGGCACCGCUGUCUCCGGGCGGAGGGACUCUGAUCUCGGCGUGGUGGGUGAUCUCUCUGACGUCGAGAAGACUUCAAACCCGACCAUUACUACCUCCCUGAUAUACCAGCGCAAUGUUUUAAGAAGGUGAAUACACGAUUAAUACUUCAGGAGUUGGAUAUUUAGCUAGCCUGUAAGGCGGGAAGCUCCGUGAGACACGCCGACCGCGGCGCCCUCUCCGCCGGGCAGCACCGCUGGGUGGCACCGCUGGGUCCAGCCGGUGGGAUGACUCUCCAACGGGGGUUAGCGACGUCACGUUUAGAAGAAAACUAAUCUCGUUUGGAUCACAAAGUCGUGACCUACUCUGUAUUUUAGGACCUGGGUAAUUAGCUUCUGAAGCAGAGGAAGCUCAGCACUCGUACCGAACACAGCGCCCUUUCGCCGGGCUGCGCCGCUGUGUCCGGCCCGGUGGGAUGUGUCGCCACUGGGGGUGGAACAUUUUCUAGAGAUCCAGGCUUUUCUGUAUCUGAGCCCUUCCCAGUGUGCUUUCCCGCCUGUCGUGACUUUGUGUGUGAAGACAUGGCCGACAGCGGCCGGGCCAGACCGGCGGACCCUGACGCCGCUGACAGCCGGACUGCGAGCCCUCUGACGGUGAAGAAGAGGGCGCAGCAGUCCCCCGGGCUCCGGCCCAAGUACCAGAGCUCCACAACGGGCCACUGCUUCAAGAGAGUCACCCUGACCAAACCCACCUUCUGCCACAGCUGCAGCGACUUCAUGUGGGGGUUCCUCGGCUUCCUGUGUGAAGUGUGUAACUUCAUGUGUCAUGAGAAAUGCCUGAAGACGCUGCGUUCGGCUUGUUCCUGCAUGGCUCCGUCUCUGGUCCGGGUCCCGGUGGCUCACUGCUUCAGUCCAGCUGGUCAGAAGAAACGUUUCUGCUGCGUCUGCAGGAAGCAAACGGAGGGAAGCACGGCGCUGCGCUGUGAAGUGUGUGAGCUGCAGGUCCACACUGACUGCGCCGUCUUCAGCUGCGCCGACUGUCGCAGUUGUCACCUGGACGGGACUCUGGAGCAGGAUACGUUCCACCACCACUGGAGGGAGGAUAACCUAGCGUCGGCGGCGAGGUGUGAGGUUUGUCGGCGUUCCCGCGGUUCAUCUGAAGUCCUGGCGGGGAUGAGGUGUGAGUGGUGCGGCAUCACGAGCCACGUGUCGUGUUACCUCAGCGUGCCACCAGAGUGCACUAUGGGACGUCUGCGCUGCAUGCUGCUGCAUCCGGCCUGCGUCCGCCUCGACUCCAGAAACUUCAGCAAGAUGCACUGUUACCGCAUCACCGAGAGCUGCAGCCAAGACCUGGAUAACUCGGAUGACGUCGAUCCAUCCGCUGCGGUGUCAAAAGACGGUCAGCCGGCUGCUUCAGACCCCGGUAAACAGUUUCUCAAGGUGUUUGACGGUGAUGAUGCAGCCAAGCGUGGAAACUUCCGACUGAUCUCCAUCUUAAGAGCCACCAGAAAUGAGGAAGUGGUGGAUGCGGCACUCAGAGCCUUCUACCUCCCUGACGAACCACAGGACUUUGAGCUUCAUGAGAUCGGCGGUCUGCAGCGUCUCCAUAGUGAUGACAUCCUGAACCGGAACGGCAGUCCGGAUAACAGGAGCUCGCUGAAGGAUGGCGGUGACACCUGGCUGCUGAGGGCCAAACCCAGAGACACUGAGGUCAUCAAGGUGUACGCUGCCUGGCCCAGGUCGGGUGCAGGUUUCGUCUCCGUCUCUGUCUCUAAGAACAGCACGGCAGCUUCAGUCCUCACUGAGGUCCUCAGUCAGCUGGACAGACAGGAUGAAGAUGCGUCCAGAUUCUACCUGCUGGAGGUUCUCAUGAGCAGCAAACAAGUGCAGAGACAGACGCUGACGCCUCAGGAGAAGAUCCUGGACAAACUGCAGGAGAUCAGGAAGACGUCUCUGCGGCAGAUGAACCAGACUCGGUUCUACAUCGUGGAGAACAGGAACCGGUCGGUGCAGGUCGGCCUGCUGAUCGGAGGACUGCCCCCCCUGCUGAACAAAGACGAGUACACCCGGCUGAUCCAGGAACACCUGACCAUCAAGAGUCACCUGGUCACUAUCAGCCACAUCUAUGCCAGUCAAGGUGCGGUGGCGUUACAGAUCUCGUGUUUCACUGAAGCCGAGAGGAUCUACAUGUUGGCUAAAGACACGUCUGUCAACAAUAAGACGCUCAGUUCAUUCGUCAUCCCAGAGAUCCUGCAUAAUAAACUGGGACAAGACGUCUGUCCUCUGCUGGUGUUUGUCAACCCGAAGAGCGGCGGACUGAAAGGCCGAGAGCUUCUCUACAACUUCAGGAAACUUCUGAACCCUCAUCAGGUCUUUGACAUUUCCAGCGGAGGACCGCUGGCUGGCCUGCAUACGUUCCGGGAGGUUCCCAGGUUUCGGGUGCUGGUUUGCGGGGGCGACGGGACCGUGGGAUGGGUGCUGGGAGUACUGGAGGCGGUCCGGCACAAACUGGUCUGUCGGGAGCCGCCCAUGGGCAUCGUACCGCUGGGAACAGGUAACGACUUGGCUCGUAUCCUGCGUUGGGGGGCGGGUUACAGCAGCGAGGAGCCCCAGCACAUCCUGGCCUGUGUGGACGAAGCCGAGGAGGUUCUGAUGGACCGCUGGACCAUCCUGCUGGACGCUCAGGACAUCUCUGAGGACGGAGAGGUCAACGACUUCCUGGAGCCGCCCAAGAUCGUCCAGAUGAGCAACUACUUUGGUCUCGGCAUCGACGCGGAGCUCAGCCUCGACUUCCAUCUGGCCCGAGAGGACGAACCUGACAAGUUCACCAGCAGGUUCCAUAACAAAGGUGUGUACGUGAAGGUCGGUCUGCAGAAGAUCAGUUACACCAGGAGUCUCCACAAAGAGCUGCAGCUGCAGGUGGACUCACAGAUCGUCCCGCUGCCCAACAUCGACGGCCUCAUCUUCCUCAAUAUACCCAGCUGGGGUUCUGGUGCUGAUCUCUGGGGGUCAGAGGUCGACAGUCGCUACGGGAAACCCAGCAUCGAUGACGGCCUGCUGGAGGUGGUGGGGGUCACCGGGGUCGUCCACAUGGGUCAGGUGCAGAGCGGCCUGCGGUCAGGGAUUCGUAUUGCUCAAGGGAACUACAUCAGGCUGACGUUGAGCAAACCCAUACCUGUGCAGGUGGACGGAGAACCGUGGAUCCAACCGCCGGGACACAUCAUCAUCUCUGCUGCUGGGCCAAAGGUUCGGAUGCUGAGGAAGUCCAAGCAGAAGCAGAAGAAGUCAUCAUCUGGCGUGAAGGACGGACGCUCAGAGAGUCCUUCCUCCAGAGACGGAGGACACUGACCGACCCACCUGAACACCCGUAUCCUGCCUUGUACCUGCUUCCUGCCGCACCUGGAAGCCGUUUUUGCUGCCAGCAGCCAGCCAUGACUUCACCCAUGUAGCUUCGUAGCGACGCUGACGGGGCCGCAGGUGGACCCGGAGACUGAAGGAGGAGGUUUAACUUUUACAUCAUGCAUACAUGGUGGGAGCAAGUCCUGGAUCGCCUUGAGUUUGGCCCAGUUGGGAUCACAUUUCCAUCCUGCUGACCAAGCACUUACCAGUAACAGAAUUCACCGUAACCAUGGUUACUAUUCAGCACCUAAAAUUUACUUUUUUUACUUAAAACGCAGCGGUAACAAGUACUUAAUACAUUCAUAGAAUUUCUGCAUAGACUGGGCAAGAGUUAUUACUGAAUUUUGACGAUUUCCCAGUAUUGAUAAGCUCUGGAGUUGAACAAAAAAAAAAAAGUAUUUAACAGAAGUUGUUGAAUUUCUGAGCAGAUGUGACUGUACAUGUACAGCGAGUAGCAGUAGACUCAGUGUCAGUUGAUAUAUUGUAAUUACUUAGUUGUGAAAAUAAUGUGCAGCUAUAGAGUGUUGGUCAUUUUGUCAACAGAAAAUAUGAAGAAAUCAAACAGUGAAACACUCCUGAAGAGACUGACUGGCAGUUUUUUUUUUUUAUAAAGCUGCAACCACAUAAUGUUUAUCACAACCAGAAAUCUCCUGGGAUGCUGAACUGGCUCUUCUUCUUCUUCUUCUUCUUCUUCUUCUCUUGUGUGAAAUCCUUUUAGUAACGUCGGUCCUCCAGGCGUCAGAAGACGACGUUCAUGUUGCGGUGAGCGUCCUCUGAAACCACGGCGACCGCUGUGCAGCUUCAGUGUGUAACUGAAGAUUUCACACAUUUGUUUAAAAGUCAGUUCAGUCUGAGCUGUAAAAACCUUGUUAACUGAAGACCAAGCGUACAGUCUGAAGCACAGUUUGUACUUCAACAGAGGAAAUCUUCUUAAUGAAAGAGUUUGAAACAGCUUCUACUUUGGCAACAACAUCAGUGUUUCGUCACCAUAUUAGUUUUGCUCAUCUUGUACAUAAUAACUUGUGUGCAUAAGAUAAAAAAAAAAUGUCUUUUCUGACUUUUUUAUCUUACCUUUCUCCAUUAAAAACCGUCAAAAACCUCCUAAUGACCUGUUGGUCAGACUAACAGCAACAUGAACUGUCUGCUUCUUACUAAGAUUAUGUUAAUCUGCUUCCACUUUAUUGUACUUGUGUACAACCAAACAUCUGAGAUCCUGCAUCUCGCUAAAAACUACGAGGUAAAACAAGAGAAUCUGUUGUAAAUAGCACAUAAUUUAAAAAGAUUAGCUGCCAUAACUUAAUAAUUUAUUUUUUAUUAGCAAAAAAAAGAAGAACUGAUUUUAAAUAACACAGAAAAUUGUAAAAUCUGCAGAGAUGCAUGUUAAUAUCUGAAAAAUAGAACUUGAGCAAUCAUUUAGAUUAAAUCUACCAACAUUAUUAUUGUGAUUAUAAUGACAACAAUGUGUUGAAAAUGUCCUGAAGCAGAAUAUUUUACAUGCAAACAAUGAAUCAAUUGUUGGAAGAUUAACUACAACGUUAGAAAAACUGUUAAUAAGUUACUUUAAAUACGUCUCUGUAUUUAUCUGACUAUGAAUCCUCUACUCAACAUAUCAGCUUCUGUUUGAAGAUGAACAUCUGACAUAUCGAGUGUCUUAUGAGAACACGAGCUAAAAAUAAAGUGACAUGCUACAGGCGGUGCUGUUGCCAAGUUAGAAAGAUGUCUGCUGGUUGUAGUUCAGUGUUAAGUGCAGUAGAAACUGUGCUGCAGCUGUAUGUUAACAGCGGUGACGUUUGACUGACGUCUUUCUCUUUCCGUCCUCUAUGAAUAUAAAUCUAUCAUUUUAUAGAGAUAAAUCCUGUUUUUCCCCAAAGCUAAAUGACACGUUUAGAACAGAAAAUGACCCAAAAUAAUAAACUUGCUCACCUGUAGAACAGAUCACCACCAGAUCAAUAAUAAACUGGAGACAAUAAAUGAAUCGAGGGUAAGAAACACACCACCAGGAAGCUGCAUCAACAUUCAUUUAAGGAGACAAAUUAAAGUUACUACAAGGAACUUUGUCUCAUGAUGCCUCUGAUGUAACCUUCAUAAGCAAACGAGACCAUCAGCGAGAUGAUUGGCUGUUUCCAUGUAGCCACACCGGGUCGGAUUCCCGCCAAAUCAUACGGAGCGAUUUACGCCACUCAGACCGAAGAGCCGAAGUUUACAUGACGUGUAGCGUUGUAGCACGAGGUGAGGACAAAGACGUUACGAGGACGCUUGAUGACGUUAAAAGUAAAGUUAGACAUGUUGUCGGCUUCCUGACUCGCUUUAAAAAAAAGACGAGAGAAACAGAGAGAGAGAGAGAGAGCAGUGGUGGUCGAGCGAGCUACAGAGUGAAUGAGGAGAGCGAGCGGCGGUGCGGCGGGAACAAACGAAUCAGAGAAACAAAACGUUGUUUUCUGAUUGUUUCACGGCGGUUCCGUUCUAAAGCAGAAAUAAACUCGCCUACACCUCAACACAACCCUGCAGGAAGCAUGUAACAUGUGACCCGACGUUAGCUGCAUGAACGCCGCUAAAACCACGUUUACUUUGCUUCACGAUCGUCACGUUACAGUUAUUAAUCUAAAACAGAGACACGACCUCAUCGCUGUGCAUCCUGCAAACAGCUGAUUAAAAAAGAAAAACAGUAUUAAAAACGAGAAGCAUCUUUCUUUCACUCGCUUCCGAAACAAAUGCACGCGCUGGUGCUCAUGGGAAACGCUGCUUUUGUCCACAGGAGGCGCCAAAUCAACAGGAAAUGAAAGUUCCUUGUAGUAACUUUAAAUUUAAAAGAAAUCAAGUAUGAAUAACAAAAUUUGUAAACAAAAUAAUAUUAUUCACUUGAAUUACUUAUUUGAAGGAAUGAUUUUUAAUUUGAGGGUAAAAUUACUAAAUUAAAGGAGAAACAAUUAUCAAUAAUGUAACAGAUUAACAUAUAAUAUAAUAUAAUAUAAUAUAAUAUAAUAUAAUGCCCGAGAAAAAGUCAAAGCUGCUUUACUAUUUGAUCAUCUUUCACAGAUUUACAAAUUUUAUUUUACAGUAAUUUAACUCUUUAAUGUUCAAUCAGUAAUAAUUCUAUAAAACCCUGAAUAUAUAUAUAUAUAUAUAUAUAUAUAUAUAUAUAUAUAUAUAUAUAUAUACAUGCUGUAUUGUUUAAUUUGACGCCUGGAUUCGUAGAGUUCAUUCUUGCAUGUGUAUCUGGUACAUCAUACGUGUUGAUACGAGCAGGUCGUAACUGACUCCAAACUUUCAGCAUCUGGUUUCUGAUCUUUGAUCUUUUUCUGCUUCUGAACCCUGAAAUCUGAGCUUCUGCUGCCAGUUUACACUCAAACAGCCUCUGACAGACGCAACGCAGGAGGAGGAUUUUAACGGAAGAGGCUCUUCGUCCACAUUCCCAGACGAGAACAGACGAGGGAUCUUUUAAUGACGAAGGUUCCCAGCUCUUAUUGUAGCCACAGCAAUAUUUGAUCACUGGUUGUAAUGUUCAGAUUAUUUUUAUCUGCGUUAACUGAUUUAUUUUGAUGUUAUAUUUGGUGCUAGGACGUGUUAUAGCUCUGUGCUUGAGUUGUAUUUCAUUAUUCAAAGCCUCAAACUGACAUGAAGCUUUUAUUAAAAGCCUGAACUGAUUCGUUCCAGAUGUUUUAAUUCAAAGAAUUAAGUUUGUGGCUUUGAAUAAACACAAACAUGUCAGUGACUCAUUACCUGUUGAUUCCCAUCGACUGUGGAGUAAACAGCUGGACUCUCUGCAGUCAGAGAGGCUGGUUGUGUGUUUUUAGCGUUGACGCUGCGUACUGACAGUAGUUUAAACUGUUGAUCACAUGCAUGACGUACUGUAGUGUGUUGCGUAUUUACAGCGGCGUUUCAUCUCCUCUUCGUCCCCGCCGGCCGAGGAAGAGUCCGUCCGUCCGUCUGCCGUCGCUGUUCUAGAACCGUAACUGCUGGUUUUUACAUGUUUUAGCUCCUUAACGCCUGGUGAUCGUUUUUCACGUCAUACUAUCGGUUUUUAUUUCAACUUUAUUGAAUCAGAGAUCGAAAUCUCUCAUUCACAGUCAGACAAACACACCAAACAUUCAAAAAACAGCAGA